UUAGGCCUCCAUUUUUACCAGGACGUCUGCAGCAGCUGUCCCCUGGCAUGUCAGCGGGAGUGCCACAGUUGUGAUACAGGGGUCAGAAGUAAACCGAGGCUGCUGCACGCAGGUUGAUCCAGGAAGGUUUAUCCUCACUUUCUUCAGUCGGUCCAGGACCUGCAGCCCCACCAUGGCGGAUCAGUACCAAUACAACACCAAUGAGGAGAAGUUUGUGAAGGACAGCCACACCAAAGAGAUAGAUCUAAUUAACAGAGAUCCCAAGCAGAUCAAUGACGAUGUGGUGAAGGUGGAGUUUGAGGAUGUCAUUGCAGAGCCUGAUGGUACACACAGCCUGGAUGGGGUGUGGAAGCUCAGCUACACCACUUUCACUGUGUCCAAAUACUGGUGCUACCGCAUCCUGUCUGCUGUCUUUGGGAUCCCCGUUGCCCUGCUCUGGGGCUUCCUGUUUGCCUGUAUCUCCUUCUGCCACAUCUGGGCUGUGGUGCCCUGCAUCAAGAGUUGUGUGAUUGAGUCGCAGUGCGUCAGCCGCAUCUAUUCCCUUUGCAUCCAGACCUUCUGCGAUCCCUUCUUUGAAGCCCUGGGCAAGAUCUUCAGCAGUGUUCGUGUUGCACUGCGCAAAGAAGUCUAAGAACUCAUUCAGUAGUGUUGAUAGUGUGAUCGGAUUAAGUUUGGUAUCUUUUUAUACACCAGAAGAUCAGACAUGGCAUCUCACUCGCUGUCUAAUUCUCUUCCUCCACCCUUCAUGACAUGUUGUUCCCGACCCUCCCAGCGUCAGACUCACAGCUCUGACAUGCCCACUGUGGAUUUUGCCAGCAGACGUUUUGUGACAGCUGAAGCAGGCAAUGUGGUUCUCUGACAGCUCUGGUACUCCUGGAGAAAAGGACUGCCCUCAUUUAUUAUUUGUGACACAAAAAGCUCGGACAACAGCCCCUCGUUCACUGCACAAGUCCACAAUACUGCUGUGCCUGUGGAUGUUGCUGCUUUAUUGCAUUGCAUUUUGGCUAUCUUAAAAAUGAUAUUGAUGAUGCUGUGUCUGGAACUCCCUAACAAGCGUGAAAGAAUUUAGUUAAAGGAAUUUAUCUUUGUUUGAUCCAGUUUCUUUAUGUAUUCUGAUAUUUUUCCCCCUAAUUUCUGAUGACUCUACAGAACCCACUGUUUUGAUGACUUAUACGUGCACAUAUGUUUCAAAUUCUUCCUUUAUUCAAAGUGUGAUGAGAUGAAUAAUAAAAAUGCUUAUUUGCAUAUUUCAGUCAAUUAUACAUAUAUAUAAGUAUGGAGUGAAGUAUAAAUUCUCUGUGAGAUCUGUGUUAAUUUUUCACAGUGUGUUAUUUUUGGCAGAGAACACACCUUUGCUGCCCUUUAGGACCUGUAGUGUGAGAAGCUGAAUUAUAUGUGGAAUGAAACAAAAACUUAUUUUUUGAUGAGUAUAUGUUACACCACUGCUGCAAGGUUUGACUGAGAGUAUAUUAUGUGCAUUUUUCAAAUCCUUCUGAGAGGCAUCAGAAAAUAUCUACACCAAACAUCUGUGUUUCCGUCCUUCUGGAAGAGGUGACCUGUGAACUGUGACCCACCAGAGGUUACUGUUGUGUAUCUUUUGUGUGCUUUCAUGUGUGUGUGAGAUCCUUGAUCAAUAAUUCAUUGUCACCACGCUCUCUCUCUCUUUUUUUUUAUAUGCCUCAGUGUGUUUUAUCUAUACACUGGUUUUGUUUAAUCCAUGCAAAGCUCUAGAAAAUAUACAGUUACUGCUGAGAAACAGCAAACUCUUUAAGGUGUUAUCUCACUGUUUAAUGCCAAUCACAUGCAAUCACGUUUUAUUAAAAAUUAAACAGCUUUAAUCGCUUUUAUUUCGCUAGAAUGGCACUCUUAAUUUUCCUAACUUAAUUAGGUUAAACUGUCACUGUAGACGACACAUUUUAAUAAGCAAGACACACAUUUUUACUGAUAUUUAUGAUUCUUACCAGGGAUUCCCGGGUUGAGUCCACUGCAAAGCAAAUUAAAACUGAACACAGAGCUUUAUCUGCAAAAGCAGAUUUUCACUUUCAAGAGCACUGAAUUAAUUGCUGAAUGUCCUGAAAAAAAAAGCCACUCAGUAAGUAAAAUAUAUGUUUGCCAUGACUAAAAUACUCAUUAUUUGGUAAAUGGUAAAUGGACUGGUUCUCACAUAGCGCUUUUCUACUCUACUCAAGCACUCAAAGCGCUUUAUACAACAUAAUGGCUCACAUGUAUUUAUUUUUUUC
Archocentrus centrarchus (flier cichlid) is the source of this 2240-nucleotide messenger RNA. It is a transcript of the gene cav3, whose product is annotated as caveolin 3. The record is from RefSeq and is a predicted model, not a curated record. Gene Ontology annotation, biological process: caveola assembly; cell differentiation; regulation of membrane potential. Gene Ontology annotation, molecular function: molecular adaptor activity; transmembrane transporter binding. Lineage: Eukaryota; Metazoa; Chordata; Actinopteri; Cichliformes; Cichlidae. The transcript has 2 exons. Gene Ontology annotation, cellular component: sarcolemma; caveola; focal adhesion. The coding region runs from base 173 to 631 and encodes 152 amino acids.